AUGGCUUCACGAAGCAAGGCAUUACAAAUGCUUUUAGAUUCUGAUUCUGAUGAGGACAAUCAUCAACAAAGAGUGGCAAUCUCCAUUGCUCACCAUACAUCAUCGAUGAAUGAACAUGGAACAAAAAGUGAUGGAUUGCAGUUAAGGAAAAUUCAAUUUGGAGGAGGAUACUUGAACACUGAGAUACAUGUCUUAGAGCGGAAUAUUACAGUGGUAACGGCACAACAAAGGGAUGCUUUGGAGGAUAAUGGAUUUUCAUUUGUGCAUUGCAAAAUAACUGGCACUACACAUGUGAGGAGUACAUACUUGGGCAGGGCUUGGGGGAGCAGCCCCAGUGUGGUGUUUGCCUACACCGACAUGGCCAACGUUGUCCAUCCUGAACGAUGGAACGACUUUGGCCACCCUGAACGUUCCAACAAUAUGUUCUAUGGAGAGUUUCAGAAUUCGGGUCCAGGGUCAAACAUAAGCGGGCAAGCACGCUACACCAAAAAGCUAAGUGAUGCAGAAGCCAAAUCUUUCCUCAGCCUUGGCUAUAUUCAGGGUUCCAAAUGGCUUCUUCCUCAUCUAAAUACAAGAUCCAGACAUAGUAUAGUUUAAGAAUAGGAAAUAUAUACAUACAUUUAUAAUUUCCAUAUUUCUUAGGUGAGAUUGAGCAAAGAGCGCUGCCAAUCCUAUACGUAUAUACAAUACAUGCACACAAGCAAAUAUGUACAUCUCAUAUAC
Prunus avium (sweet cherry) is the source of this 723-nucleotide messenger RNA. The record is from RefSeq and is a predicted model, not a curated record. Lineage: Eukaryota; Viridiplantae; Streptophyta; Magnoliopsida; Rosales; Rosaceae.